Oncorhynchus mykiss (rainbow trout) is the source of this 4455-nucleotide messenger RNA. NCBI's taxonomy places the organism in Eukaryota, Metazoa, Chordata, Actinopteri, Salmoniformes, Salmonidae. The record is from RefSeq and is a predicted model, not a curated record.
GUUCCCCGUCCCGAGAUCAUUCACGCGCUCAGCUCCGCUUAGCUGCCUGGUUUUGAAUGGCGUUGACUGACGUCACGAAGCGCGGCACACUGGUGAGACUGUUUAAAGCUGUGAAGCAUUUCAGGAUGGAUCUCAGAGAAUAGGAACAGAGGGACACGCUGUCUGAACUACUCCAUGCGCUCCAGACAGAAGGCUUGAUACAUCGACACAUACAGACAGCCGCAGACUGGGAGACUUGGAAGGACUUACUGAAACGGCGGCAAACUCUUAUUUCAUUUUUUUCAGCACCUUUGAUUUAGUUUUUUCCUUUUAAAAAACGGUGGAGAUGUUUCAUCCCCGUAAAGUUUUAAUCAUCUUAUUGCUGGUGGUCGCGGAAUGCGGAGCGAUAUCGCAGAUGGGGGCUCAGGUCGGCGACUGCCCGUCCCGCUGUCACUGCGAGGAGGACGGCAUGCUUCAACGUGUCGACUGCUCGGAUCUCGGGCUCACGGACAUUCCAGCCAACCUUAGCGUCUUUACUUCUUAUCUUGAUCUGAGUAUGAACAACCUGACCCUGUUGUCCUCCGGUGCCCUCUCCAACCUUCACUUCCUUGAGGAGCUACGUCUUGCAGGCAACGAUUUGACACACAUUCCCAAAGGAGCGUUCUACGGCCUCUUCAAUCUCAAAGUACUGAUGCUUCAGAACAACCAGCUACGACGGGUUCCGGGCGAAGCCCUUCAGAACAGCAGGAACCUCCAGUCUCUUCGUCUGGAUGCCAACCACAUCUCCAGUGUUCCUCGGGGCUGCUUCGACGGCCUCCAGUCUCUACGUCACCUGUGGCUGGAUGACAACUCCCUGACAGAGGUGCCAGCUGACGCCCUCGGGGCCCUGUCCUCCCUGCAGGCCAUGACCCUGGCUCUCAACAGAAUCACACAUAUACCUGACCGGGCCUUCACUAACCUCUCCUCCCUCGUGGUCCUGCAUCUCAAUAACAAUAGAAUCCGCACCCUGGGAACUCAGUGCUUUGACGGCCUUCACAGCCUGGAGACUCUAGAUCUCAACUACAACAACCUGGAAGAGUUCCCUAUUGCAAUCAGAGCCCUGAGCACCCUGAAGGAGCUGGGUUUCCACAGCAACAACAUCAAGUCCAUCCCCGAGCAGGCCUUCACUGGACACUCCACUCUUCUGACAAUAUUCUUCUACGACAACCCCAUCCAGUUUGUUGGCCAGUCGGCCUUCCAGCACCUCCCUGAGCUGCGGACACUAUCUCUGAAUGGUGCAGCAGAAAUCACAGAGUUCCCGGACCUCACUGGCACCAAGAGUCUUGAGAGUCUGACCAUCACCGGAGCUCGCAUCACAUCCCUACCCACCACUGUGUGUGACCAGCUACCCAACCUGCUAGUGCUAGAUCUGUCCUACAACAUGAUCCAGUCUCUGCCCAGCUUCAGAGGAUGUGAGAAGAUUCAGAAAAUUGAUCUGCACCACAAUGAAAUUGAAGAGCUGCAAGCUGACACAUUCCAGGGACUGACUUCCCUACGGUCUCUUGACCUGGCUUGGAACAAGCUGUCCUCUCUGAACCCACUCUCCUUCUCCAGUCUGCCUGCCCUCAUCAAACUUGAUCUUACUUCCAACCGGUUGUCCUACCUGCCUGUAUCUGGGCUCCAUGGACUCACACACCUCAAACUAGCUGGCAACGAGGACCUGCAGGAGCUACUGCCUGCUGAGAGCCUCCCCAAACUGAGGGUGAUGGAGCUGCCCUAUGCCUUCCAGUGUUGUGCCUUCGUCUCCUGUGAGAAACACUCCUCUCCCUGGGACAGAGACAAUAACCACAACGGGAAGGACGACUUCGGGAGGAGGGAGGGCAUCUUGUCUAACCAAGACCACGAGGACUUUCUGUUGGACUUUGAUGAUGAGCCCAAAUCCCAUCACACUGUCCAGUGUUCCCCUUCACCUGGUCCGUUCCGUCCUUGCCACCACCUGUUUGGCAGCUGGUUGAUCCGUGUUGGUGUGUGGGUCAUUGCUACUCUCUCCCUGGUCUGCAACACACUGGUGAUGGUCUCCAUCUUUCUCUCCCCGUCCUUCCUGUCCGCUGUGAAGCUGCUGAUUGGCCUGCUGGCUCUGGUAAACAGUCUGAUGGGGCUGUGGUCUGCCACGCUGGCCACCGUCGAUGCCUUGACCUUCGGCAGCUUCGGCCGCUACGGGGCGCGUUGGGAGAGCAGCACGGGCUGCAAGCUGACCGGCUUCGUCUCCAUCUUCGCUUCUGAAACCAGUAUCUUCUUACUGACUGUGGCCGCCCUGGAGAGGGGGCUGUCGAUACGGAGAGGCAAGGCCGCCGAGGGGAAGACUUCGACGGGCACGCUGAGGCUGGUGGCCGCCUUGUGUUUCCUUCUGGGCCUGGCUAUCACCCUGCUCCCCCUGCUGGGGGACUACGGAGUCUCCUCCAUCUGUCUCCCCAUGCCCUACGAAGAGCCCUCCUCUCUGGGCUUCAUGGUGGCUCUAGUCCUGGUCAACUCCCUAUGUUAUCUCAUCAUGACCGUCACAUACGCCCGCCUCUACUGCAGCCUGGAGAAAGGAGAGCCGGACAACCUGUGGGACUGCUCCAUGAUCCGUCACGUGGCCUGGCUGCUGUUCACCAACUGUCUCCUCUACUUCCCUGUAGCCUUCCUCUCCUUCUCCUCCCUGCUGAAACUGCCCUCGGUAGGGCCUGAGGUGGUGAAGUCAGUGCUUCUGGUGGUGGUUCCUCUCCCAGCCUGCCUCAACCCUCUACUCUACGUCCUCUUCAACCCUCACUUCAGAGAGGACCUGGGCCUGCUCCACAGAAGGACUCGCGGCGCCCUGCACCUCAGCAGACCCCGCCGACUCAGCCUCGUCUCGCUCAACUCGGAGGACGCCGAGAAACAGUCAUGUGACUCCACGCAGGCCCUGGUCACCUUCGGGGUGUCGGAGGAGGAGGAGGAGGAGGAGUCUAGGGGGGCGGGGCAGCAACCCAGUGCCGAGGCACACCACCCUCCGGUUGCCUUCAUCCCCUGUCGCUAGGCAGACUAGCGUUCAGGCUUCACUGUUUUUACUCCCAGGGCUGCAGGGCUCUGGGUUCUACCCCCAGUACCCCAUGCCCUAGAUCAACCCCCUACACACAGACACAGACUGUGUUAGAGCAGUACAUGUAGCCAGAGAGGAAGGAUGAAGAAACAAGGCCACUGCUACAUGGACAGGAACAGGACACAAAAUGGCCGCCAUGGCUCUCCUCUGAAUCAAAACUCUAAUAUAGAGCUAGAUAGACUCCCAUUGUCCUGGUAUUCAUGUCUCUGUAUCUGUCUGAAUCAGAACUCUGAUAUAGAGCUAGAUAGACUCCCAUUGUCCUGGUAUUCAUGUCUCUGUAUCUGUCUGAAUCAGAACUCUGAUAUAGAGCUAGAUAGACUCCCAUUGUCCUGGUGUUCAUGUCUCUCUAUCUGAAUCAGAACUCUGAUAUAGAGCUAGAUAGACUCCCAUUGUCCUGGUAUUCAUGUCUCUCUAUCUGAAUCAGAACUCUGAUAUAGAGCUAGAUAGACUCCCAUUGUCCUGGUAUUCAUGUCUCUCUAUCUAUCUGUCUGAAUCAGAACUCUAAUAUAGAGCUAGAUAGACUCCCAUUGUCCUGGUAUUCAUGUCUCUCUAUCUGUCUGAAUCAGAACUCUGACAUAGAGCUAGAUAGACUCCCGUUGUCCUGGUAUUCAUGUCUCUCUGUCUGUCUGAAUCAGAACUCUGAUAUAGAGCUAGAUAGACUCCCAUUGUCCUGGUAUUCAUGUAUCUCUGUCUGUCUGUACAGUACCAGCUAUGUGUAAACCCCAGCCUGGCAGCUUGAUGCCGGACAGAAGCACAACUGAUUAUGUUAUGAACACAGUCAUGAACAGUUUUCGAUCAUCAUAUGUACACCAACACAGUGGCCAUGCUCUCUUUUAAUGAAGGUACUUGACUCUAUAAUAUGUAGGCCCGGACGACCAGGAUGAGGAGGAGGAGGAGGAGGAAGAGGAAAUUCCACACUGCAUCUCUAUGCUUUCAGUUUUUAUUUCCGUUAGAUCCCCAAGAUAAAACACAUCAUUUGAGUUUAAACAUCCUCUCUGACAGUUAUAUAAUUACAAGCAGAGUUUUGUGAGAACUAUUCGUAAGGUGUGUGUGUGUGUGUGUGUGUGUGUGUGUGUGUGUGUGUGUGUGUGUGUGUGUGUGUGUGUGUGUGUGUGUGUGUGUGUGUGUGUGUGUGUGUGUGUGUGUGUGUGUGUGUGUGUGUGUGUGCGUGCGUGCGUGCGUGCGUGCGUGCGUGUUGGGUCUUGUCAUCUAUCGAUACUUGGUGUUAAAAGUGUGGUGACCUUGUGAGAUUACACCAGCUAAGACUGCCAUGUCACAACAUUCUCCUUCAGCAACAACGGCACCAAUUACAGUGUGUGUGUGUGUGUGUGUGUGUGUGUGUGUGUGUGUGUGUGUGUGUGUGUGUGUGCGUGCGUGCG